Molecule: messenger RNA, 1236 nt
Organism: Symbiodinium sp. CCMP2592
Lineage: Eukaryota; Dinophyceae; Suessiales; Symbiodiniaceae
Source: the annotation of a GenBank genome assembly
AUGCUUAUGGACAACACGACGAAGGAUAUUCAUAGGCAGGUCCAAAUCGAACAUGAUGAGAAGUUGGCGCUCGAGAUGGCCCGCGAGCUUGAACAGCUUCAAGCUGAGGCCUAUGAGCUCGAGCAGAUGAAGGUUCUGCAGGAUCUUGAAAUGGAAGAAAGUCAGCUUGAGAGCUUACUUCAGCAACAAAGGGCCCUGAAACUAAAAGAUGCAGCUGUUUCAGCAGGACUCCUCGCUGCAGCAGGCGGCACCGAAGUUUGCAUCCCCAGAAGCACAGAAGUCGCAGUCCCGAAAAGCACUUAUGAUCACGAAGUUGCAGCCCCCAACAGCACCGAAGUCGCAGCCCCGGAAAGCGCCAAAGUUGCACCCCCCAGAAGCACCAAAGUCGCAGCCCCGGAAAGCACCACCGAAGUUGCACCCCCCAGAAGCACCGAAGUCGCAGCCCCGGAAAGCACCACCGAAGUUGCACCCCCUAGAAGCUCCGAAGUCACAGCCCCGGAAAGCACAGAAGUUGCAGCCUGCAGAAGCACCAAAGUCAAAGCCCCGGAAAGCACAGAAGUUGCAGCCCACAGAAGCACCGAAGUCAAAGCCCCGGAAAGCUCCGAAGUUGCAGCCCCCAAAGUCAAAGCCACGAUGCCGGUGUCGGUGAGCAUGGAUGAUAUGGAGACUCAGCCGAUGCUCGUGGAUGGUAUCGUUCCCCUAGUUGCACCGUGCCCGGUGAUUCCCUUGCCUGCCAUCAGCCCAGCCGAGCAGACCACAAAGUCAGGUGCAGCAUGCAGCAGUGGAGGGAAAACAAAGGGCCGGGGGCGGGGCCGUGGCCGUGGGAGAGGAGGGAAGGGAAGGGGCCGUGGACGCGCAAGCACGCAGCCUGUGCACUCGCCAAGAAGUGCUUCCACCAAGCGAGCUGCAGAGCAGGAUGAGCCAAAGAAGGAAAGCAAAGCAGAGGAGGCAGCACCGACGGCCAAAGCACGAGCAAAAGCGAAGUCCAAGGCAAAAGCCAAAGCAUCACCGAAAGCCGCCACGAAAACCGCCAAAGGCAAAGGUGCAAGCAAGGAUGAGGAGCAGGAGGUGCCAAAGGAAGGCCCCAAAAAGCAACGAUUGUCAGAGGAGGACAAGAAGCGCAAGUCACGCAAAAGUGUGGCAUACCACCGGGCCAAGACCGAAGCGAUGAGGAGCGGAGCAACAGUCGAGGAGGCCAUUGCAGCUGCCAAAGCCGCAUCUAAGAUGAAAUGUUAG